Oncorhynchus nerka (sockeye salmon) is the source of this 4709-nucleotide messenger RNA. RefSeq names its product polycystin-1-like protein 2. Gene Ontology annotation, cellular component: membrane. Lineage: Eukaryota; Metazoa; Chordata; Actinopteri; Salmoniformes; Salmonidae. Gene Ontology annotation, molecular function: calcium channel activity. The transcript has 7 exons. Gene Ontology annotation, biological process: detection of mechanical stimulus. The record is from RefSeq and is a predicted model, not a curated record. Bases 2058 to 2624 code for a protein of 188 amino acids.
UGGAUGUAAAAUGUACAAUUAAAAUUGGACUGUAACUCCAGUUGCCCAAAGGUAAUUUGGCAUAUUGAGGACCCAAAACCUUCAACAGUGAUUGACUAUACAAUAGCCAGAGUUCAGGGUACACGAGGACAAUAUUUUGAACUCUGUGGUCUUCUAGGGUGCCCUGCAAAACUGUUACAACAACGCAGGGAAAAAGCCACUUAAGGAGAGAAAAGAUCAAGAUGGUCAGAAAGAGUACAAAGUCAGCAAAGCAAGCUUCAGAUAGGCUUCAGAAUCUCCAUGUGAUAGUAUAUGGUGAGUAUCUAUUCCUUGUAUUCAAUUCCAAAAACACUAUAAGUACAGGCUAAAUGUUUGGUUAACUCAGUUGAUAACAGGAUGUCCUUCAGAUAUGCUGAACUUGCAUCAAACUGUUCUUUAGCGUAUCGACAGAAAAAAAGUCAACAAAUUGUCAUAUUUAGACAUUUUCCCGACUGAUCAAUUAGACAUCGCUUUUUCUGUUUGAGAUAUUUAUAGGAGCUGAUUUUGGACUGAUUCAUCCUCAGACAGUAUGGACCUAAUGUAACAUGUUCACGAGUGGAAAUAAGAUAUCAAUAUCCCUUUAUAUCACCGUUGUUUAGAUAAGGAAACGUUUGAAUAUGCCAGGUACACCAUUCAGAUACCAGGUGUUACGACACAUGCUAUAUAUUUUUAGGUAAACAUCUGCGCUGCAAUUCUGUAAAUAAAGUCACGUUAAUCUUUCUACUUGUUGGGGAGCAACUACAGCUGUCGGUAAGGUGACUGUUACAGAAUUGAACACAAAGACUCGUGGAAGUACCACAAUCACCACUGAGGUUUUUAAUCUUAUAUUUUACAAAUGAUUUAAUGUAUGGUCUCCGUCUUGCCUUUCAUCUCCAUAGUUCACAUCCAUUUAGUAAUUGGAGCACUCAUUUAAUUGUUAUCCCCCAAGGUGCAGCCAGCCAAGUCCGGUACCCCAGUGCAGGAGCUCCAAUCUGCAGUGUCGAACACAGUGGCUAAUCUACAUAAGCAACCCAAUAAGCUCCUCUACAAGCUUUUCCUUCCCUCACCUGGGUGCUGAUGUCCUUUCUCCAGAGGAACCAGUGGAUGUGUGAAUGCUGAGUUUGAAGAAGAACCCAUUUUCAUGGAGCGAGAACAAUAUUACCGGCACUCCUAAACACCCGCCCCUGAGAGACGAAGCCUGGAAAGCCCAAGGCAGAGGUGUCCAAGCAGGGGAAGACUGGCAGUGUCUCCCUCACAGCCUUCGUCCCCACAGAGGGACAGAGAACUCACACAAGAUACAGUCAUCAAGAAAGGCUGUUAAUGUACUGUAUUCUCUCGGGACAUAAAGAAGAUUGCUAUGAAGAGCAAGGCUAUGAAGAGCCCCAUUCCACACCUGGAGUUAGAGAUGAAGCCUGGACAACAAACUGAUAUCAACUCUCUGCUCUCUCUGGUGGAGGACAUCAUCCGGCAGCAGAACCGAGCCAGUGGAGAGUUCUACACUGAUGCCUCCAAGAAAGAGGGAUCGCUCGUUCUCUCAUUAGAGGUAGCCAAUCUAAAGUAUUAGUUAAAAAUGUUAAACUCUGUCUGACCCACAUAUUUCCUAUGCAGCUCUGUUUUCAGAGACCAGCCUGUGUGGGAGCCCUGAGAAGACUGGGGAUGGGAGCCAGAAAAGGAGCAACAACAGCCAGUAUCUGUACAGGCAGCUACACCAUGUAGAGAAGGAGUUGAGCCUACUGGGACCCUCUCGUUCCCCAACCCAGACAGCUACUGCCGGGCAGUGCAGCAGGUCCAGUGCAUGAAGGGACUGCUAGAGUCUUCCAGCCUGGGAUGGGAACAGCUGGCUCGAAGCCCAGGCCAAGCAGAGAGCAGUGAUGGGGACAGUGGCAGUAAAAAGCGCUGUCAAGGCGGGCUUCCCUGGUGGUUUGCGUUCAUUGGCUGGAUUCUGGUGUUAGCCACCAGCGGAAUAUCAGGAUACUUCACCAUGAUGUAUGGGUUGACCUAUGGGAAGGACCGCUCUAUAAGGUCGCUUUUUCAUUCACUGCACCUAUUGGUUAACAUGCAUGUUCAAGGCCUAUGAUUCUGUUGCAGCCUACAUGGGGUUCAUGUGGAUGUUGCUCCUGGUGGCAUAUGGCCAGCGGGACCCUAAUGCUUACUUCCUGACUCAGCACAUUCGGCAGAGUUUCAGCCAAGGGAUCUCAGACAGCAUGAGUCACAAAGAUGUGUUAACCUGGGCCAAUACCUCCCUUCUCAGCAACCUCUUCGGAGAGUACCCAGGUUUCAUCACUGAUGGGAACUCCAAACUGGUUGGUAAUGCCCGACUUCGCCAGGUGAGGGUGCAGAAGAACUCCUGCCGCAUCGCCCGCUCCAUGCGCCAGGCUGUACCUGACUGCCAUGCUCCACACUCAUGGGAGGUGGAGGACAUCGGCUCCUAUGGGCCAGGCUGGAACCGCUCUGCGAGCGAAAACGCCGCAAAGAUCCUCCACAGUCCCUGGCAGUACCAAACCCAGGCCAGACUCAGAGCCCAACCCACCUGGGGCAGUGUGGUCCUCUACAGGGGAGGGGGGUUUGUGGUGGACCUGGGCCCUGACUCACAGAAUGCUAGCAGCCCUCAGACGAAGAGGAGAUAGUGGAUCUGAUGCUGAUGAAGUUCUGCAGCUUGUUCGGGAUCAAAUAUAAGAAAGAAGAUAAAGAAGAAAGUAACAGUCCCAACAAUGCAGCUGUUACUAAGAAAGGACCCUCCACUAUAUCCUCAUAGAUGCUUAGUUCUCAGUAAAGAUCUGCCACUCUGUAUGAAUUGAUAUUCAAAUCAAAUCAAAUUGAUUUAUACAUCAGCUGAUAUCUCAAAGUGCUGUACAGAAACCCAGCCUAAAACCCCAAACAGCAAGCAAUGCAGGUGUAGAAGCACGUUGGCUAGGAAAAACUCCCUAGAAAGGCCAAAACCUAGGAAGAAACCUAGAGAGGAACCAGGCUAUGUGGGGUGGCCAGUCCUCUUCUGGCUGUGCCGGGUGGAGAUUAUAACAGAACAUGGCCAAGAUGUUCAAAUGUUCAUAAAUGACCAGCAUGGUCGAAUAAUAAUAAGGCAGAACAGUUGAAACUGGAGCAGCAGCACAGUCAGGUGGACUGAAGACAGCAAGGAGUCAUCAUGUCAGGUAGUCCUGGGGCACAGUCCUAGGGCUCAGGUCCUCCGAGAGAGAGAAAGAAAGAGAGAAUUAGAGAGAGCAUAUGUGGGGUGGCCAGUCCUCUUCUGGCUGUGCCGGGUGGAGAUUAUAACAGAACAUGGCCAAGAUGUUCAAAUGUUCAUAAAUGACCAGCAUGGUCGAAUAAUAAUAAGGCAGAACAGUUGAAACUGGAGCAGCAGCAUGGCCAGGUGGACUGGGGACAGCAAGGAGUCAUCAUGUCAGGUAGUCCUGGGGCAUGGUCCUAGGGCUCAGGUCCUCCGAGAGAGAGAAAGAAAGAGAGAAGGAGAGAAUUAGAGAAUGCAAACUUAGAUUCACACAGGACACCGAAUAGGACAGGAGAAGUACUCCAGAUAUAACAAACUGACCCUAGCCCCCCGACACAAACUACUGCAGCAUAAAUACUGGAGGCUGAGACAGGAGGGGUCAGGAGACACCGUGGCCCCAUCCGAGGACACCCCCGGACAGGGCCAAACAGGAAGGAUAUAACCCCACCCACUUUGCCAAAGCACAGCCCCCACACCACUAGAGGGAUAUCUUCAACCACCAACUUACCAUCCUGAGACAAGGCUGAGUAUAGCCCACAAAGACCUCCGCCACGGCACAACCCAAGGGGGGGUCGCCAACCCAGACAGGAUGGCCACAACAGUGAAUCAACCCACUCAGGUGACGCACCCCUUCCAGGGACGGCAUGAGAGAGCCCCAGUAAGCCAGUGACUCAGCCCCUGUAAUAGGGUUAGAGGCAGAGAAUCCCAGUGGAAAGAGGGGAACCGGCCAGGCAGAGACAGCAAGGGCGGUUCGUUGCUCCAGAGCCUUUCCGUUCACCUUCCCACUCCUGGGCCAGACUACACUCAAUCAUAUGACCCACUGAAGAGAUGAGUCUUCAGUAAAGACUUAAAGGUUGAGACCGAGUUUGCGUCUCUGACAUGGGUAGGCAGACCGUUCCAUAAAAAUGGAGCUCUAUAGGAGAAAGCCCUGCCUCCAGCUGUUUGCUUAGAAAUUCUAGGGACAAUUAGGAGGCCUGCGUCUUGUGACCGUAGCGUACGUGUAGGUAUAUACGGCAGGACCAAAUCAGAGAGAUAGGUAGGAGCAAGCCCAUGUAAUGCUUUGUAGGUUAGCAGUAAAACCUUGAAAUCAGCCCUGGCUUUGACAGGAAGCCAGUGCAGAGAGGCUAGCACUGGAGUAAUAUGAUCACAUUUUUUGGUUCUAGUCAGGAUUCUAGCAGCCGUAUUUAGCAGUAACUGAAGUUUAUUUAGUGCUUUAUCCGGGUAGCCGGAAAGUAGAGCAUUGCAGUAGUCUAACCUAGAAGUGACAAAAGCAUGGAUUAAUUUUUCUGCAUCAUUUUUGGACAGAAAGUUUCUGAUUUUUACAAUGUUACGUAGAUGGAAAAAAGCUGUCCUCGAAAUGGUCUUGAUAUGUUCUUCAAAAGAGAGAUCAGGGUCCAGAGUAACGCCGAGGUCCUUCACAGUUUUAUUUUAUUGGAACUGCUUUCAUUUAUGUUGCUCAAUAGGAGUAUUAAAACACGUUAUAUCAAGA